This is a messenger RNA of Ilyonectria robusta, 1320 nucleotides long. Its product is annotated as actin family. The record is from RefSeq and is a predicted model, not a curated record. Bases 1 to 1320 code for a protein of 439 amino acids. Gene Ontology annotation, cellular component: actin cortical patch; Arp2/3 protein complex. The transcript has 7 exons. Gene Ontology annotation, molecular function: actin filament binding. Gene Ontology annotation, biological process: Arp2/3 complex-mediated actin nucleation. Lineage: Eukaryota; Fungi; Ascomycota; Sordariomycetes; Hypocreales; Nectriaceae.
AUGGCUAACCAAACUCCCGCCGUUGUCAUGGACAACGGCACGGGUUUCUCCAAGCUAGGUUUCGCCGGCAAUGACUCUCCCUCCUUCGUCUUCCCGACUGCGAUCGCAACCAAGGGGCCUGCUGGUGGUGCCGGAGGUUCUGGCUCUGGACGCCCUGGCGUUGCCAACAAGCCCUCUUUCCUCACCGGAGGUGCUGGUCCCGGUAGCCACCUGAGCUCAAAGCGAGGAACUGAGGAUCUCGACUUCUUCAUUGGUGACGAGGCCAUCGCUGCUUCGGGAGGUCCGGGUUACGGUCUUCACUAUCCCAUCCGACACGGUCAAAUAGAGAACUGGGAUCACAUGGAACGAUUCUGGUCCAACUCCAUCUUCAAGUAUCUCCGCGUCGAGCCCGAAGACCACUACUUCCUCCUCACUGAGCCUCCCCUGAACCCCCCCGAGAACCGCGAGAACACCGCCGAGAUCUUCUUCGAGUCUUUCAACUGUGCUGGCAUGUACAUUGCGGUCCAGGCCGUACUCGCUCUGGCUGCAUCUUGGACAUCCUCCAAGGUCCAGGACCGCUCUCUGACUGGAACUGUCAUUGACUCCGGUGACGGUGUCACUCACGUCAUCCCCGUUGCCGAGGGUUACGUCAUUGGAUCUUCCAUCAAGUCGAUUCCCAUUGCUGGCCGAGACAUCACCUACUUUGUCCAGUCCCUGCUCCGAGACCGUGGCGAGGCCGACUCAUCGCUUAAGACCGCCCAGGAGAUCAAGGAGGAGUACUGCUAUGUUUGCCCCGAUAUCGUCAAGGAAUUCAGCAAGUACGACCGCGACCGCAGCCGAUUCGCCAAGCACGUCGUGACGCACCCCAACGGUCGCCAAGUCAGCGUUGACGUCGGAUACGAGCGAUUCUUGGCCCCCGAGAUCUUUUUCAACCCUGAAAUCUACAGUUCCGACUUCUUGACCCCUCUCCCCACGGUCGUCGACGGCGUUAUCCAACAGUCACCCAUCGAUGUCCGACGAGGCCUCUACAAGAACAUUGUUCUGUCUGGUGGAAGCACUCUGUACAAGGACUUUGGUCGACGAUUGCAGCGAGAUAUUAAGCAGCUGGUUGAUGCUCGAAUCCGGGCUAGCGAGGUUCGCAGCGGUGGUGCUCGAAGUGGUGGCCUAGACGUGCAGGUCAUUACGCACAAGAGGCAGCGACAUGGUCCCUGGUUUGGCGGCAGCCUGUUGGGCCAGACGCCCGAGUUCCGAUCGUACUGCCACACCAAGGCAGAGUACCAAGAAUAUGGCCCCAGCAUUGUGCGAAGAUUUGCUCUUCUGGGUGGACCUGGCGGUGCUUAA